This is a messenger RNA of Ailuropoda melanoleuca (giant panda), 3817 nucleotides long. It is a transcript of the gene ADRB1, whose product is annotated as adrenoceptor beta 1. The record is from RefSeq and is a predicted model, not a curated record. Gene Ontology annotation, biological process: adenylate cyclase-activating adrenergic receptor signaling pathway; positive regulation of heart contraction; positive regulation of MAPK cascade. Gene Ontology annotation, cellular component: plasma membrane. Gene Ontology annotation, molecular function: beta1-adrenergic receptor activity. Lineage: Eukaryota; Metazoa; Chordata; Mammalia; Carnivora; Ursidae.
UGCAACCUGUCGUCGGCCGCGCCGCUCCCCGACGGCGCGGCCACGGCGGCGCGGCUGCUGGUGCCCGCGUCGCCGUCCGCCUCGCCGCUGACCCCGACCAGCGAGGGCCCCGCGCCGCUGUCGCAGCAGUGGACGGCAGGCAUAGGCCUGCUGAUGGCGCUCAUCGUGCUGCUCAUCGUGGUGGGCAACGUGCUGGUGAUCGUGGCCAUCGCCAAGACGCCGCGGCUGCAGACGCUCACCAACCUCUUCAUCAUGUCCCUGGCCAGCGCCGACCUCGUCAUGGGGCUGCUGGUGGUGCCGUUCGGGGCCACCAUCGUCAUGAGGGGCCGCUGGGAGUACGGCUCCUUCUUCUGCGAGCUCUGGACCUCGGUGGACGUGCUGUGCGUGACGGCCAGCAUCGAGACCCUGUGUGUCAUCGCCCUGGACCGCUACCUCGCCAUCACGUCGCCCUUCCGCUACCAGAGCCUGCUGACCCGCGCGCGGGCGCGGGCCCUCGUGUGCACCGUGUGGGCCAUCUCGGCCCUGGUGUCCUUCCUGCCCAUUCUCAUGCACUGGUGGCGGGCCGAGGGCGACGAGGCGCGCCGCUGCUACAACGACCCCAAGUGCUGCGAUUUCGUCACCAACCGGGCCUACGCCAUCGCCUCGUCCGUCGUCUCCUUCUACGUGCCCCUGUGCAUCAUGGCCUUCGUGUACCUGCGGGUGUUCCGCGAGGCCCAGAAGCAGGUGAAGAAGAUCGACAGCUGCGAGCGCCGCUUCCUCAGCGGCCCGGCGCGGCCCCCCUCCCCGCCUGGGGCCCUGCGCGAGCAGAAGGCGCUCAAGACGCUGGGUAUCAUCAUGGGCGUGUUCACGCUCUGCUGGCUGCCCUUCUUCCUGGCCAACGUGGUCAAGGCCACCCCCCCCGCCCCCCCCCGCCGCCGCCCCCCCCGCCUCUUCGUCUUCUUCAACUGGCUGGGCUACGCCAACUCGGCCUUCAACCCCAUCAUCUACUGGGCGGACAGCGACUCGAGCCUGGACGAGCCGGGCCGCGCCGCGGGCGCCUCGGAAUCCAAGGUGUAGGGCCAGGCGCGCGCUGCCGGCUCCCCGCGCCCCGGGAGCAAGAACGCCCAGGCGCCCCUGAUGGCUUCCCGGGGGAAAGAGAUCUGUGUUUACGCAAGACCCAGAGCAGGUGAACUCGAAGCCCGCAAACCUCGUCUGAUUCAUCCAAGACAAACACAAAAGCCACGGACCGUUGCACAGAAAGGAAAGUUUGGGGAAGGGUGGGAGAGUGGCUUGCAGAUUUGUCUUGAGUUCCUUUUUUCUGUGUGUGCUUCGGCCUUCUUUGGUGUGUGCGUGUAAUGCAUCUUCAUUUUGGGUUGUCUUUUUUUUUUUCCCCCCUCCAGGUGGUUUUUGACACUUGCUUCGAGGACCGGGGUAGUGGAAGGGAAAAGCGUAAAAGUCUAUCAACUUGGCUUCCAUCCCAUUCCAGGGAACGGGAGCAGUCAACUGGACAGAGAGAAGGGGGAAUGACAGUUGUCAGGACAUGUUUCCUUUGCUUUCCAGAGAAAUUUCAUUUUAAUUCCUGAGUAAUGAUUUUUCCUGUUCUUGAAGCAAAGGAAAGGAUGGAUGCAAAAAUCACGUUUCAAGAAAUUUUAAGCUAUUCUUGGAACAAGCCUCACCUUGCUUUCUUUUCGUAGGGCAAACCUGCUGUCCCCGCGCGCCUCGGUGGUCAGGCUGAGGGGUUUCUACCUCACACUGUGCACAUUGCACAGCAAGAUAGAAAGACUUGUUUAUAUUAAACAGCUUAUUUAUGUAUCAAUAUUAGUUGGGAGGACCAGGCGCUGAGCCUCUGUGACAUGUGACUCUGUCCAUUGAAGACAGGACAGAAAAGAAAAAAAAAAAAAACCCAGGAGGAAACAGUUCAGAUUACUGCACACAUGGGUAAAAAAACAAAACACAAAACAAGGAGUGGUUCCAAAUACCAUUUUUGCACAGUGUUAGGAAUUGUAAAGUCCACACAAGAUAUUACUUGCACAAAAAGAAAUUAAAUAUUUUUUAACUGGGGCAGGGGGCAGAUCUUACAAAACUAAAAUAAAAUUCAAACUCUACUUCUGUUGUCUGUUAUUGAGCUAAUGAUUUAUUGGAAAAAUACAUUUUUAUACUCUUUUAUCAUGGUACUGUAACUGUAUCCAUAUUACAAAUAUGAUUAUCUUAAGGAUUUUUAUUAUUUUUUUAUGUCCAAGUGCCCACGUGAAUCUGCUGGUAAAAUUUAGCUCUCGUGUGUAAAUGGUAUUUCCUUUGUGUGUUUUACCAAGUAUUUAUACCCUGGUGCAACUAACUACUGUGUGAGGGAUUGGUCCAUGUGCAAUAAAUACCAAUGAAGCACAAUCAAGAUUAUGUACCGUGUGUCUGUAAGGAAGGGGUCAGUGAUAAUGGAAAAGACAGUUUGUUUUGUUCAAAAUAUAGGCUGGGUUUCCCAUAGAGCUCUUUUAAUAGCUUUUCAUGACUCAGUAACAUAGCAAAAUGCCUCUAGACCAAAUAAGGCGUGCACCUACUGAGAGCUGCAGACUUGCCCUAAAUUUUCACAGCCAGAUUCAAGGUAUUCUAGACUACUUAAAGGUGUUUUCAAGAUCCCAUCUGCUGCACUUGACUUAAGAAGUAACAUGUGGGAUUGUGUAUCUUUAAAAAAAAAAAAAAAGUGAUAGAGCCAGGUAAAUCAACUGCAACUUCGCACAGAAACGCACAGGGAAAAAACUUAACUCCUUGAAUAAUGAGUUGCCUGCCUGGAAGGAGGUAAGUGGCUUCCACACAUCUUGUUUUUGUUUUCCAGGAGAAAAUCACAGCCUACGGAUGACCAGUGUGUGCAGAUUUCUCCAGUGGCCGUUUAGAAUGAAAAGUGCUUUUAUGCUUAAGCAAAAAUGUAUAAAAACAGCUUUUUAAGUCAACAUUUUUUUUCUCUUAUAUAAUUAAAUAGACCAUUUUUCCAGAAUCUGGGGGGUAAGCAGGUCACAGGUAAGAGCAAAUGUGAAAAUCUUUAACUCCCCAGCAAAACUGUGACAUCCAGAUGGAUAGGAUAUUUUUCAUAAAAUCGGUCCCUAAAGAAAGGAUAGUGAAAUUCCAUCCUGGGAUUACUUCUGCAUUCUCCAGAAUAAGUUGAAGUCUUUAUCUUCUUAUUUUUAAACAAGCUUUAUGUUUCAUGAUCGUAAAGAAACCAAAGUGAGGAUUAUAAAGUUUUGACUCCUCCUGAAGAAACUAUUCUCAGCUAAGGGAAGCCACAUUUGCAAUGGAAUAUUCUAAAGACCAGGAGACAGUCUUCUGAGAAAGGUUAAUACUGUAGAUGUUUUUAGAGACCAACAGAAGAUUGUAUGAACAAAAGCUGCUGUGAGGUUUAACCCCUUUCUGCAGGAAAAAGAAAGGGGGGGAGGGGGAAAGUGGCAAAACUUACUUAAAAAUACAAAGAAAAAUACUGAAAGAAACAAUUUGGAGAUAUAAAAUCAAUCUCAGGAUGAAAUCUCACUCUUUCCCCAGGAAAUCAACAGAGCCCACUUCUACCCUCCCUUACCCCACGAGGGUGUAAGAUGCAUUGUCUUAGGACUUUUGUUCUUUAGUUUCGUUUAUACUAGAAAAUUAAUAGACAACACCUACAGUUUCAUCUGACGAACACUCAAGUGCCAGGGUAAUGCUUCCCCCUCCUGACUUCUUGUUGUUAUUUUGUUUAGAUAAGUCCUUGUGUCUAAAUAAAAAGACAUUUUCCCAGCCCCAUAUUCCAGGCCCAUCAAACCUCAGGUCUUAAAAUCAUGACACUCCUUUGAACUUUAAUAAACAAAUAUAUAUAAUUUAA